AUGUUUUCGAAUUCAAUAAAAUUAGAGAAUUUAAAUGACUAUAACAAUGAAGCUGAGAAAUGUAUUAAGCCCUUUUUAUAUAAUAAUUCAUCUAAUGAUAAUAAAGAAAAUGAAAACAUUAUACAAGUUGAGAGACCAAAUUUAAUAAAUAUAAAGAAAAUAAAAAAAAAGAAUUAUUAUAAUAAAAAAGAAAGAGGAGAAAUAUCGUUAACAGAUUGUUUAGCUUGUAGUGGUUGUGUUACGAAUGAAGAAACUACAUUUUUAAAAAGUCAGAAUUAUAUAGAAAUAAUAAAUACUGUAAAAAAAAAAAAAAUUAAUAUUAUGUCAUUAUCUUUACAAAGUGUCACAGCAUUAUCUGUAUAUUAUAAAUUACCAGUAUUAACAAUUCAAAAGAAAUUAUGUUUUUUUUUUAAAUCUUUAAAUUUUGAUUAUGUAUAUGAUUCAUCAUUAGGAGAAUUAAUAACAUUGAAUGAAGCAAAAAAAGAAUUUCUUGAAUAUUUUUUUAAAAAUAAUGAUGUAUAUGAAAAUAAUAUAUAUCGUUCAGAUGGUCAUGUUGAAAAUAUGAAUCAUAAGAAGAAAAAAAAUAUAUUCAUAUCGAAAAUAUUAAAUGAUAAGAAUAAAACAAAAAACAAAAUCCCCUUACAUAAUGAUAAUAUAAACAAUAUGGUUAGUAUGAAUAAUAUGAAUAAUACUUAUGAAGAUGAAGAUAAAUAUGUUUCAUUAUGCUCAAAUAAUUCAAGUAAUAUAUUUUCUUUACAAUAUAUAGAAAAACAAAUAGGAAAGAAAACACUUCCACUUAUAUGUUCUCAUUGUAGUGGUACUGUUUUAUAUGGAGAAAAAAAUUUUGAUGAUGAUAUAUUAAAUAGUUUUAGUAAGACAAAAAGUAGUCAAGAUAUUCAAGGGAUUAUUUUAAAAAUAUUACAUUUACAUAACAGUGUUAUAAAUACAUAUCCAUGUUUAAAUGAUUAUUAUAUUUACAAUAAUUUUUUUAAAUUAUAUAAUUAUAAAUUUAAUUGGAUAAGUAUAUGUAAUAAAUAUUUUAAUAGAAAUUAUAGAUUCAAUGAAAAUUUAUUAAAAACAAAAAAAAAAUAUAUUAAUAAUGAUGAUGAUGAUAAUAAUAUGACUGUAUUAAACGAUAUGGAAGUUUUAAAUAUAUAUGAUAUAAAUCAUGUUUAUUUAUUAUAUUGUUUCGAUAAAAAAUUAGAAGCUUGUCGAAUAUAUGAAGAACAACAGACUAGUAUAGAAAAUAAUAUGAAGAAUUAUUUAUCUGGUCAAAAUAUUGACUAUAAUAUAUUUGUAAGAAAUGAACAAAAUAAAAACAAAUUUUAUGGUGUUGAUGCAGUUAUGACAACAGUGGAACUGAUUGAAAUGAUAAAAAAUAUGAACAUUGAUUUUUAUACAUUACCUGAAUUAAAUAUUGAUAAUAUAUAUAAGCUUAUAAAAAGAACUUGUCAAAAUUAUGUGUCUGGGUCAAAUAAUAUAACAAGUGGUUUGUCUGAUAUAUUAAACGAAAGGGAUACAAACAACAACAAUAAAAAAAAAAAAAUAAAUAAUAAUAAUAAUAUCAACAAAAAUAAUAAUAUUAAUAGUUGUAGUAGUAGUAGUAAUAAUGUGUGUAGUGUUGAUGAAUAUUUAUAUGUCAACACUAUAAAUGACAAAGAAGAAAAAAAAAAAAAUAAGGUAAUAUUAUCAUAUUUUGAAGAAACAAAAUAUAUGAAAUAUAUUUAUGAUGAUUUAUUUUUACGUUAUUUAAUUCGUAGCAGUCAUAAAAAUAAUAUAUCUAUGGGAUAUGGAGAAGAAAUAUUUAAAUAUGUGUGUAAAGAAAUAUUUAAUUUUGAAGUUGAUAAAGAAUUGGGGUUAAAUUUAAAAUAUGAAGAUAUAAUUGUUCUUUCUUUAUUUAAGAAUAAUACUUGUAUGUUUAGGGUUAUCUUAUCAUAUGGAUUUAAGAGUAUGCAUAAUGUUUUGAGAAAAAUAAAAGAAUUAAAGAAUGAGAACAUAAAGAAUUAUAAAAAUAUGGAUGAACAAAUAUCACAUGUUGAUGAUAAUAAAAAUGAAUAUGAUAUUAAUAUUACAUAUAAUCUUAGAUUUAUUGGAAGAAUUGAUUAUGUUGAAUUAAUGGCAUGUGAAAAAGGAUGUCUUUUUGGAUGUGCUCAGAAUAUUUUUUCACAACAUGUUGAGAAAUUUUCAAAUUGUUCAUGUAAUAAUAUUGAUAUAUUUAAAAAAAUAGCUAAACAAGAAGUUAUUUCUAAUUUCGACUUUUUACAAGUAUCAAAUGAUAAUAAAAAGAAAGAAAGAAAAAAAUUCUGCUGUAAUGAAAAUCAUAAAAAUUAUAUAAUGAAUUCAUUAUAUAAGGAGAAUAAUAAUAACAAUGAAUAUAUUAAUAAUAAUGAUCAAGAACAUAAUAAUAUAUUUAAAUAUAAAGAUAAAGAAAAAUUGUUUAUGAAAUUAUAUGAUACUAUGCAUGAUGAUAAAUAUACUUUAUAUGUAAACUCAAAUCAUUGUAUAUAUGAUGAAACUAUUAAUUCUUUUUUAAAAAAUAUAUUUCACGCAUUUAAUCAUGGAACGUUUCAUCUUUUUAAAGCAACCUUCUCUUCAAAAAAAAAAUUGGACAUAACCAAUUGGUAG
Plasmodium gaboni is the source of this 2625-nucleotide messenger RNA. RefSeq names its product putative cytosolic Fe-S cluster assembly factor NAR1. The transcript has a single exon. The record is from RefSeq and is a predicted model, not a curated record. NCBI's taxonomy places the organism in Eukaryota, Apicomplexa, Aconoidasida, Haemosporida, Plasmodiidae. The coding region runs from base 1 to 2625 and encodes 874 amino acids. Gene Ontology annotation, molecular function: 4 iron, 4 sulfur cluster binding.